AUGGCGGAGAGGGUGGCGAGGCUGUCGUCGCAGCGGGCGGUGGUGAUCUUCGCGGCGAGCAACUGCUUCAUGUGCCACGCCGUGAAGACGCUCUUCUCCGACCUCGGCGUGAGCUGGGCGGUGCACGAGGUGGACAAGGACCCCAACGGGAAGGACGUCGAGGGGGCGCUCGCCCGCAUGGUCGGCCGCACGCCGCCGGUGCCGGCCGUCUUCAUCGGCGGCAAGCUCGUCGGCCCCACCGACCAGGUCAUGUCGCUGCACCUCGCCGGCAAGCUCGUCCCGCUCCUCCGUGAAGCCGGCGCCCUCUGGCUCUGA
Molecule: messenger RNA, 315 nt
Organism: Oryza brachyantha (malo sina)
Lineage: Eukaryota; Viridiplantae; Streptophyta; Magnoliopsida; Poales; Poaceae
Product: putative glutaredoxin-C2
Exons: 1
Coding region: 1-315 (104 amino acids)
Molecular function (GO): electron transfer activity; heme binding
Source: RefSeq, a predicted model, not a curated record